Molecule: messenger RNA, 2064 nt
Organism: Phoenix dactylifera (date palm)
Lineage: Eukaryota; Viridiplantae; Streptophyta; Magnoliopsida; Arecales; Arecaceae
Product: cytochrome P450 714B3-like
Molecular function (GO): monooxygenase activity; heme binding; oxidoreductase activity, acting on paired donors, with incorporation or reduction of molecular oxygen
Source: RefSeq, a predicted model, not a curated record
CGACCCUUGUCCCUAUAAUGAUGCCAAGAGCUGUCAUUGUUUUGAUUCUCGGAUGAGGUCUACGAAUCACCAGUUACAUAGUAUUAUUUUUCUGAGAGCACAUCACUAGUAAUAUAAUACUCACCCAGCUGUGUAUCUCGUUAUCAUCCAUGAGGCCUGGGGCUGAUUCAAGCAAAGGGAGCCACACUUGAGAAGGAAAAGGAGAAGGGAAAGGAGGGAGGGACUGGUGAGUGAAUGGAGACUUCCUUGGGGGUUUUGCUUUCUUUCUGCUUGAUAGGAGUCUGUAGCUUGAGCUUGUACUUCUACUAUAUCGCUUGGUUGCGGCCCGAGAGCAUUCGCGGCAAGCUGAGGCGGCAAGGGAUCGCCGGGCCUCCGCCGGCGUUCCUUUACGGGAACCUACCGGAGAUGAAGAGGUUGGUGAUGGCAGAGAAAGCCCGCAGAGAAGGAGGAGGAGGAGGCAUGAAGCAUGACUACACGUCGCAAGUGUUCCCAUAUUUUGAGCAAUGGAGAAAGAAAUAUGGUGCCAUUAAAUCGGACCGGAAGUGUUCGUAAGCCUAACAGUUGGAGCGGGCCCACGCCCGGAGAGGAGGCUAUUCUUUCGGGGUGUAAAAAAGACGCGCACUUGCUCCAUGUCGUCUCUUUAGGAGACCUCUUCUAUAGCAAACUAGAAGUGAAAGAUACAAACGGCCCUAUAUUCUCAUAUUCAAUGGGAAAUGUGGUCGCAUUGCAUGUUAGCCACCCAGAUUUGGUGAAGGAUAUCACGCUUUGUGGGUCUCUAGCUUUGGGAAAGGCUACGUACCUAAAGAAGACCCAUGAGCCUUUGUUUGGUCAAGGAAUUCUCAAAUCAAAUGGGGAGGCUUGGGCCUACCAAAGGAAGAUUAUAGCCCCUGAGUUCUUCUUGGAAAAGGUUAAGGGUAUGGUAGAUUUGAUGGUAGACUGUACCUUCCCAUUGUUGAACUCAUGGGAGAGCAAAAUCGAGCGUGGAAAGGGAAUUGCAGACAUAAAGGUUGAUGAAGAUCUGAGGAGCUACUCUGCUGAUGUAAUUUCUAGAGCCUGUUUUGGGAGCAGCUAUAUCAAGGGAAAAGAGAUAUUUUUGAAGCUUAGAGUGUUGCAGAAGGCCAUUUGCAAACCUAAUAUGUUCGUCGAAAUUACCGGUGUAAGGCACAUUCCUACAAAGAGAAACCGAGAAAUGUGGAGGCUGAACAAAGAAAUCCGCUCGCUGAUACUGCAGGUAGUGAAAGAGGGGAAAGGAGGAGAUAAGAAUCUAUUGCAGGCCAUCCUUCGCAGUGCAAGCAAUGGUCGCAUAGGUCCCAACACCACAGAUAGCUUCGUGGUGGACAACUGCAAGACCAUAUACUUUGCAGGGCACGAGACGACUGCAGUCACAGCCACUUGGUGCCUCAUGCUGCUCGGUCUGCACCCGGAGUGGCAAGCCAGGGCAAGGGCCGAGGUUGCGGAGGUCUGCGACGGUCGCCCGACGGAUGCCCGGUCACUUCAGAAGAUGAAGAUAUUAACCAUGGUGAUUCAGGAGGCAUUGCGACUCUAUCCUCCUGGAGCAUAUGUGACAAGGGAGACCCUUCAGGAAAUGGAGUUUGGAGGCAUUCAUAUUCCCAAAGGUGUCAAUGUCUAUGUUCCGGUAUCGAUCUUGCACCAUGAUCCCAACAUCUGGGGUCCAGAUGUGCAUGAGUUCAAUCCUGAGAGGUUUGCAAGUGGGGUUCAUGGCGCUUGCCAGCAUCCGCACAUGUAUGUACCAUUCGGCGCUGGGACUCGGACAUGUCUAGGUCAAAAUUUCGCCAUGGUUGAGUUGAAGAUUAUACUCUCUCUCGUUCUUUCAAAGUUCAGUUUUACCUUGUCACCAAGUUAUCAGCAUUCCCCUACGUUAAGAUUGAUUGUAGAACCUGAAUUUGGAGUAAGUCUGAUCAUGGAGAAGGUAUAAAACAACAUGGAGAGGAAAAUAUUUGGCUUAUUAGAUAGUGUACAGUAACUCAUUUCAUUACCCUUCAUACUUGUAAGUACAUCUCAAAAUGGCAAUGAUAUAUAGUUUCGCUUCAUAUUUUGGUUCAA